This is a messenger RNA of Ricinus communis (castor bean), 740 nucleotides long. RefSeq names its product 40S ribosomal protein S19-3. The record is from RefSeq and is a predicted model, not a curated record. Gene Ontology annotation, cellular component: ribosome; cytosolic small ribosomal subunit. Gene Ontology annotation, biological process: translation; ribosomal small subunit assembly. Gene Ontology annotation, molecular function: structural constituent of ribosome; RNA binding. NCBI's taxonomy places the organism in Eukaryota, Viridiplantae, Streptophyta, Magnoliopsida, Malpighiales, Euphorbiaceae. The transcript has 4 exons. Bases 111 to 542 code for a protein of 143 amino acids.
AUGUCCUAAUUGUGACUGCAGAUAUAAACGGCUACAGCAACAUAUUAGAAACCCUAGCGAGAGACAGAGGCGACUGCUAAAAUUAGCUUGAACUAGAGUCUCUGCAACAAAUGGCGACUGCUAAAACUGUGAAGGACGUUUCCCCUCACGAGUUCGUAAAGGCUUACGCUGCCCAUCUCAAGCGAUCUGGCAAGAUUGAGUUGCCUCCCUGGACUGAUAUUGUGAAGACCGGUACACUUAAGGAGCUUGCACCUUAUGACCCUGACUGGUACUUUGUUAGAGCUGCUUCUAUGGCAAGAAAGAUUUACUUGAGGGGAGGGCUUGGUGUAGGUGCCUUCCGUAGAAUUUAUGGGGGGAGCAAGAGGAAUGGAAGUCGUCCACCUCAUUUUGGCAAGAGUAGUGGCGCCAUUGCUCGUCACAUACUUCAACAAUUGCAGAACAUGAAUAUUGUGGACAUUGACCCAAAGGGUGGAAGAAGAAUCACUUCAAGUGGUCAAAGGGACCUUGACCAAGUGGCUGGGCGCAUUGUGGUUGCCCCUUGAUCAAUCAUAGUUGCGGUCUGCUACAAAAUAUCAGUUUAUUUUUGUAGUUUUAGAUUUAUGUUUAGCAAUUUGGAGGAAUAUUAAUGCAGCUACCAGAUCACAUUUUAAAUUAAAUGUUUGGUUGCAACUCUCCUGAGUGUUUUUGAGACGAACAUGUUUGCUUGCCUUUUUAUAUAUGACAUGUUAAUUUUGAGUUUA